Porites evermanni is the source of this 5406-nucleotide messenger RNA. The record is from the annotation of a GenBank genome assembly. Lineage: Eukaryota; Metazoa; Cnidaria; Anthozoa; Scleractinia; Poritidae.
AUGGAGUCUGUAGUAACGGGUCCGAGUAAUCGUUAUUCUAUAACAUAUGGCCGUCAAACAGAAAUUGCAGAGUCGAACCUUAAUAAGAUCUUCACAACCACGGCUGCUUCAUUGUCGCUAAUCGGAGCACUUUUGAUCAUCAUUACUUUCAUUAUGUGGCCUGAUUUAAGAACAAACUCUCGCAGAAUGAUCAUGUUCAUAUCCAUCGGUGAUUUCUCCGUGGCUCUCUUUAACAUUAUCGGGAUUUAUAACCCGUCUUCGGACAACGAGAUAUGCAGAAUGCAGUCACUAGUUACGAAUGUGGCGAUUUUGUCUUCCUUCAUGUGGACUUUGAAUUUGUCGUUUUACUUUUACCUGACUAUCUGCAGAAAGAUCUCCGCCGAAUAUGAAAGGCGAAUUAUGCAGUUACUUCACCUCAUAGGGUGGGGAAUUCCUAUCUUGAUAGGAACUAUCGCGUUCACAAUGGGCGCAUAUGGAUUUUCCAGAAAUGUUCUCACUUCUGGAUGGUGCUGGAUUUCGGAAAAUCAGAAAUGGUGGGAAGUUGUCAUGUGGAUGUUCGUUACAGGAAAAGGCUGGGAGAUCAUGUCAUAUAUUUGCAUCUUCAAGUUUUAUUUGUUGGUCAUACUGCAGAUCAGACGAGAGGUAUGUUCAAGAAACCUAGACCUUUAAUUUCCUGAUCCAGCCUCUCAUGCCCCUUUCACUUCCUGUUUACACUUCUAAACUAAUUUAUUAUUCACUAGGAGAAAAGAGAAGUUACAAUGCGGGGAGUUACAAUGCAGUACUUUAAAAAUUUGACUAAGGCUGCAUUGCCGGCUGCAUUCAUUAUAAAGGAUUAAAUUGACUACAAAAACCGUUGACGAAGAUCCUGCUUGUUGUAAACGUUGGAUCUCUAGAAAAGAGAUUUAAUCAGCCAAAAUAUAAAGAACCAAGAACGAGAAGUCCAAAGACUACUGCAAAGCUGAUUCAGAACAACAUGUAUUGUUUUUUAACCAUAACAAAUAUUUUGGCUGGCCAUAUAUACCAGCCUACUUCAGGUUUACCGCUGUUACUGAACUUAUGUAGGAACAGUAACAUCUGUGAACCUGAAGAAGGCUGGUAUGGCUAGCCGAAACAUUGUUAUGGUUAAAAAACAAUACACGCAAAGGAUAUUUUUUUAAAGGGCAAAAAUUUUUAAAUAUCCCCCCACAUCAUACAGAAUUUUUUGACAUCCCCUCCUCUUGGUUCACAGAUUUUAGUAUUUCUGGUGUAAAGUGUAAAUUAAAGAAAGUUGUUACAGAUUAAAGCUAGCUGUGCCUCACAGGGAAAUAUUUGCAUACCAGGGCCAUCAUGUGGCAGCUUACAUGUAGAUUCAAUGAUGAAAUGCAAUGAUUCCGAGAUUGGUUAAACUUGGGACCUAGACUAGCAAAGAACAAGCCCAAGUGCUUGAAAAGAAAGCAAACAAAAAAAAAGCCAACAAAAAGGCAUUUGAAAAGCUAUGCAACUCUGAACUGGUGCUAAAAGAUAUUGAAUGGCCUGAUCAGCAGAAAAAGAAAAGGGAAUUGCAAGUCAGCCUAUCUCUGAAGAAAGGUCCACGUACUUUACAUUUUAGUGAAAUACAAAUCUCUCCGAAAAGGAAAAGGAAGUUAAUUCACUAUUUUUAAGACCAAAUUACCAGCUAUAGAGCAUAAUGCAUCACCAAGAGAAACAAAAAUGAAUAUAAAAUUUGUUAUGCAUCAGGUCAAAAUUGUCAAAAUUUACCUUGGUUUAAGUUGUUUUCCUUUUACCAGGGAAUGGUAAUAAUAUAUUAUUAGGACUAUGAAAAUGAGUCAUAAUAAUGAUACAAAUACUUAAUCUUUCAAUGCAGGCAUCUAAAAAAAAUCAGCGUUUGGGUCAUGUAGCAGCUGCUUGGAAGAGAAGUCACCAAUGGUGCGUUUCUCUGACCCCAAACAAUACUAAAACAAUUGAAAGAAUGACAUGUCACUGUUUCCUGCGACCACUUGCGAGAGACCUUAUGAGCAGCUGCUACACUACUGUUGCCCUUCCUUCCUUCAGAGAUUUUUACCAUCGCCCCCUUUUCCCCUAAGAACCUCCCCAAAAAAAUCCUCUGCCCCACCUCCCCCCGACCCCUGUGCUAUACAUAAUGAAUGCAGCCUAAUGCUUUGGUUUCUCCACCCUUUGAUUCAAUUCAAUUCAAUUCAAUUCUUUAUUUCACACUAUGUAAGACAUUUACAUAAGUGUACCUAGGUAGGAAAAUAAAGUAGCUGAUAAAUUAUUGAAUUGAAUUAAGAGUGUUACAUUAGCUCUCCAAUAACCACACAAGGUCUCAGCUUUAAUGUGCCCUUUCUUACAUUUAGGUUGUUAUCUUCAAUGUUUGCUUAAAACAAUUUUUGUGUUUGUGUCUUAGUGAUAACUUGCAGUAAAUGCAAACAUGGAUAUUAUAAAUAGUACUGGGUUAAGACCAAGGAAGGUUCUAAAACAAAACAAUAUAUUACCUUUAGUUUUCACAGUGUCUGCAGCCCAGGACCAUUUCUAUUAAUACCCAGAAAUAAAGGAAGGAGUAAUAAACAAAGUUUUGUUUGGGAAUGCUCUGGACAAACUACAUUUGAAAGAGCCUUAAUUUCUUGCCUUAAUAGAGUACUAAAGUGAUGACAUCAUAAAAAUGAAAUUUCUGAAAUUAUGGGAUUUGUCAGGAUAUUCUGAAAGAGCAAUGUCCAAGAGGCCUACUUGCCAAAAAUGAGCAUUUCGGGGCAAAUUGUCUCUGAGAUCGUAGCCCAGUUAUGCUUAGAAAACUCCAUACAAACCUUUCUAAAUUUUUUUUGGGUCAACCCAAAAAACAAUUAGAAGGGUUUGUAUGGAGUUUCUGAGUAUAACCGGGCUAUGAUCUCAGGGACAAUUUGCCCUGAAAUGAUCAUUUUUGGUAAGUAGGCCUCUUGGACGUUGUUCUUUUAGAGUAUCCUGACAAAUCCCAUAAUUUCAGAAAUUUCAUUUUUAUGACGUCACACUUUAGUACUCUAUAUAUAUUUGUUUAUUUUUUUACCUCACCUUUAGGUAAGAUUGGGAUUCAUCCCAGGUGGAGAUUUUCUCACACCAAAGGCUCUAGAAGUAAUAAAAAGAGCAGAACGCAAGUUGACCAUCAUUCCCAUGGUGUUCAUUUUGCUGCGUAUCUGGGGAACCAUACGAUUUUUUCGUUUCUUGUAUUAUCACCCUGAAGACCCACCAGCAAUAGAGUUUCUUGUUUUCCUCCAGGUAAGUAGACUCAGUUAUUACAUUAUGCUUUUAUAGUUGGCUUGUCAGCUAUAUAAUAUAUUAAAGCAAGACUUCAUUUCACCAUUAAUCAUACUCAUUAAUGAAAACUCGUUGAAUGAACUAACAGAUGCCUAGGGCGUGCAUUUAUUCAAUUUCAGGGAUCCAGGGGGGGGGGGGGGGGGGGUAAAGGGGGGGGGGCAUUAAAAAGGGGGGUUUUGGAGGAUAAAAAAAAUUUUCCCACCAUACUCUUUUGCAAAAAUUAAAAAAUCCCAAAUUUCUCUUCCUUUUUUUGUUCUUUGCUUGGGGUUUAGCAUUACCCCUGGUUUUUUAUUGGUUUUUUUAAAUAAAAAAAAUUAAAAAAAAAUAAUUUUUAUUUCCUAUAAUACCACUCAUAAUAACAAAACUAUUGUGAAAAAAAAAAGAGGCGUGGGGGGGGUUUUUUUUUUUAUUUGGGGGGGGGGGGGGGGGGGGGGGGGGUGGUUAAUAGGUAGGAGGCAUUUAAAAGGAGAGUAUUUGAAGCUAAAAAAAAUGUUCCCACCAUACUCUCUUGCAAAAAUUCAAAAAUCCCAGAUUGUCCUUCAUUUUCUUGUUCUUUGCUUGGAGUUUAGAAUAUCCCCUGGAGUCUCAAACUUUUACUACAGUCCUUGUAAUGCUUCUGAUGCCAUCUGCAAGUUUUGUAUAUUUCGCUAAUUUAAAAUGACUUAGACACCAAAAAAUCUCUAUCCUCCUGCUGUAUUUUUUUAACAUUUUCUGCUUGUUGUGAGGAUUGCAAUCACUCAUAUAAUAUUGGUUUAAGGUACAAUUAAAUGCAUCCCCAGGGGGAGGAGGAGAUUCUGCUAGAAAAUUUAUUUGGGGUGCAUCCAAUUCCUGGAGACCCUGGUUUCAGGCGUCUAGAAAUGAAGACCUAGAAAACGAAGACCCGCCUGUUUUCUGAGGUCAGCAGGGUACUUGUAGUAACUCUUGAGUCAUCAGAUCAGUUUGCAAUGGUUUCUCAGAUGUCAUUUUGCAGGGAAACUAUUGGUGGUGUCAUAAAUUAUUGGCUGUUUACUCAGGUUAUUAGGAUAGGAUUCUCUGAAAAGAAAUGUGGAAUUUUUUGUGAAUUUUCUGCACUUUGGCCACUAUUAGGAAUUGAAAGGUUUAAGAUGGCAUAAAUCCAUCUUACAUAUCUUUUUACAGGGCAUUGGGGACAGCAGCCAAGGCUUUGCCAAUUUUGUUCUGUUUUGCUUACUGACUGAUCAGAUAAGAGAAAAAUUCAGACUCUGUGUUGUGAGGUUCACACCAUGGUAUAACUAUCUGGAGAAGGAUCCACUGUUUGAAAGUACAAACUUUCCACUGAAUGAAACAACAGACUUUGGUUCAAACACGUAUGGAGCAGCAGCUAGGGACUGCAUUUCUGUUAAAUCAAUGAAUUAAUUAUGUAAUAUGCAAACUUGCUUAAAGUAAGACUUGAGACUUUGAAUGCAACUAUUUACAGCUGCAUAGGGCAUUUAAAACCUGUACAUAAACACUGGAAUGGACCAAUCUUUUUUUUACUUUGUGAUCUUUUUUAUCACCGGCAAGGCUAAAUGGACAAACAGUCCUUAAUUGUUAAGUUAGUAAUAAAAAAUAUCAUAAAAAGAAGAUGGAUACAUAAACUUUAUUACAGGUUUAAGGAUUAUACAAAUUUCUGUUGUACAUCCUUCAUGAAGUAAUAAGUUUUUCUUGAGAUUUAGGGCUCUUCUGUAUAUUAAGACUAAGGACCAACUGUCCCCUCCUCUCGAUCUGCCACCGUGAAUCAUGAGCAGUUUCGGUGGCUAUUAUUUUUUAGGUUGUUAUAACUUGUGCAGUUUUUAAUAGCAUUGCAAAUGAAUGGCAAUUAAACUGGCAAUGCUUUUGGACGUUUUUAUUAAAUUUUGUGCCGAUUUUGAUGGUAUUAUUAGUAGCCUGAGCAUUACAUGUACAUUGAAUUACAUAUACCAUUGAAGAAGCCAUGGCCUAUCAAGGACAGCAAGCUGUAUUUAAAUGACAUAAUCUGAGCUUAUUAACAGCAAUGUUAACCUCAGGCAAUGUUUUUAAAGUUUAUAAGAUUGUGUUACUCUGUGACAAUAGUCUGUUAGAUUAUGUUAGAUUAUGUUAGUCUGUGCCACACUAGGGAAUGUGUGCUUGUUUGUAUCACAAACGGUUUUUGAACUGUAAUAGUAC